Messenger RNA from Exophiala oligosperma, 941 nucleotides. RefSeq lists its product as uncharacterized. The record is from RefSeq and is a predicted model, not a curated record. Bases 112 to 531 code for a protein of 139 amino acids. NCBI's taxonomy places the organism in Eukaryota, Fungi, Ascomycota, Eurotiomycetes, Chaetothyriales, Herpotrichiellaceae. The transcript is spliced from 3 exons. Gene Ontology annotation, cellular component: nucleus; cytosol. Gene Ontology annotation, molecular function: DNA binding.
CUCUCCUCACGGACGCAAACUGCGCUCUCCAUUUCUUUGCCCCGCGGCACUUUUGCUACACCCAAGUUGUGACCCUGCUUUCUUCACACGCGCCACUCUUUGACCACCAUCAUGGCAGACGACGAACUUGCUCAGAUUAGAGCUGCCCGACUUGCUCAGCUCAAGCAGCAAGGGGGCAGAAGUGGAUCAGGCGAUGCUGGCGGCGGCGAAGACGACGAACAAAGGAGAAAACAAGAAUCCGAAGCACGAUCGUCAAUACUCAACCAAAUCCUCGAGCCUGAGGCCGCAGACCGUCUCGGUAGAAUUCGCAUGGUCAAGGAAUCACGAGCAACGGAUGUUGAGAACAGACUCAUCAUGCUGGCGCGAUCAGGCCAGCUUCGCUCGAAGGUCACAGAAGACCAACUGAAGGAGAUGCUGGCUAGUCUAUCAGAGCACGAGAAACAAUCGGGCCAGUCCAUGGAGAGUGUGAAGGUCGUAAGAAGAGGCGGAUGGGACGAUGAUGAUCUUGACGACCUAUUGAACGAAUCUUGACACGAGACAAAAAAGCUUGGGAAAUUUGCAUAUGAUACCCCUAAUCACGGUGCCAAAUACCGUACAUGUCUUACUAUAUAUUCUAUGAUGGAGCCGUUUUCACUUCUGCAGCCUCCUUCGCGGCACGCCUCUCAUCUCUCAGUUUCCUCCGAAUUAGCCUCAGGUCCGGCGGUUGCUCGAUACCCAGCCUCUUUCGCAGCUCAGCGACAUCAGUUUCGAGCUCUUCUUCCCAGUACACAUUGAUCAGGUCCUUGCUGCGCCAGCCAUUGGCAAAUGCCCAAGGCAGGAAGAUCUGGAGCAUCCUCUGGCGUUCGGAGGGUUUGAGUCGGAUGAUGGCCGCAAGGCUGAGGCCCGUCAUUGGUAGUCCAGUGUUGGCAAACUCGAACGCUUUCAAUCCCAAUUCCCCUUCG